Aricia agestis (brown argus) is the source of this 2732-nucleotide messenger RNA. Its product is annotated as DNA ligase 1-like. The transcript has 9 exons. The record is from RefSeq and is a predicted model, not a curated record. NCBI's taxonomy places the organism in Eukaryota, Metazoa, Arthropoda, Insecta, Lepidoptera, Lycaenidae. The coding region runs from base 119 to 2518 and encodes 799 amino acids.
AUGCAAAUGGCGGACGUUAUUUUUGAAAUUUGUUCAAAUUUGUUGUUUUCGGUUGUUUUCAUGGUUUUUGUGUUGUAAAUUAUAAUAAAAUAUUAUUUAUAACUUAGAAGACACUAAAAUGGCUGAACGUCUUAUAAGUAGAAAGCAAAGUGCAUUGCUGUCGAGGAAAAAGUCUUUACUGAAUGAAAUCAAUUAUUAUGAAUCUAAAGUGAAUGAAGAAAGUUUGGCAUCCAACAAUAACAAUCUAUGUUGCGAUGAUAGUUCGGACUCGGAGUGUGAGUUCACACUGGAGGUCGGUCUGUCCAUCACAGAGCUGAAACUGAAGCAGCGGUCUCUGAAGACCUGUCUCCAGGCCACCCAGGAGCUGACCGGGGUGACCGUAUUGCAGUCAGAAGUUAAUGCCCUUGUCCGUGAUCCAGUGCUUGAAGGCGAGCGUCCAAUCUCAGAGGAGGGAAUGUGGCGGGAAGUAACAGCAGAGUGUCGGAUAGAUUUGGUGCCGUUCAGCAUUAAUUAUUAUGUCCAUAAGCCUAGCCGCAUGUUUGGGCCCAUGUCAUAUAGGAAUCUGCAGGUGACUCCGGUGAAAGCUUCCCACGAGGUGGAGCUGGCAAAGUCCAUACUGAAAACCAUCAGACAACCCAGUGAUGCUAUAGAGAUAAUAAGAAACUAUUCUGCGGCCCACCGCUCACGGCGGACUACUCUGGCGCGGCUCGCCGAAAAAUAUGGUGAAGCCCUGUUCAUGGUCCCAAUGCCCGAAGGUGGAUACAGAUUGAAGUGUGCAGAGCUGAUGGAGGUGCAGUGGUCCCUGCAGAACAAGUGGUCGCCCCUCGCGCCCUUCCACCACAAAAUGGUGUUCGACCUCGAGUUUAUGGACGAGUCCUACAUCAAAACAAUAUCCACACUACAUAAACAGAUUAUAGACCCAACAAUAGAUACGGACGAUAGAACAUUACUUCUCGCAAAAAUUAUAAACACGUGCUUAGAAGCUAAGGCUCAUACCACGCAGAAUCAAGCAGAAGAAAGUACAGAGUCAGAAUCGGAGGCUGCUGAAAAAUUACGGAGAAGACGCACGACGCUCGAUCAGGAGCCCCAGGAACCCGAGAGAAACAGAAAGAAGGACAGCGAGGUUAUGGCCCCGCCUAAAUCUUUGCCGAAGAAAACUAAACCUAAAGGAAAGGAAAAUACGACUGACAAUAAAACGAAACCAGUGAAACGUGUAGCUGACGAUGUGGGGGAAAAAGAAAGCGCAAAAAAGGCAAAAACAACUGCAGAUAAACUUACAGAGAAAAACACUGAAAAUAAAACUAAGAAUACUAAAACCAAACCAGACAAAGUCAAUAAAGAUAACAACGAAAACAGUGGCGGAAACGUUGAUGACGGAAAUGUUAUUAUGAGUGAUAUAAAUCCAAAAAAGGCUAAAAUGACAGCAACAGAUAAACUUACAGAAACAAAAAACACGGAAAUCAAAACGAAGAAUUCAAAAUCUAAAACAGAUAAAGUCAAUAAAGAUAACAAUGCAAAUGACGGCGGGAAAUUUGAUGAUGCAAAUGUUGUUACGAGUGACUCAAAUCAAAAAAAGGCGAAAGCGACAGCAAUAGAUAAAGUUAUAGAAACAAAAAACACGGAAAGCAAAACGAAGAGCACGAAAACUAAACCAGAUAAAAACAAUAAAGAUAAUAAUGCAAAUAAAGGUGAGAAAAUUGACGGCAAAAAUGUGAUUAUGAGUGAUAAGAAUCCAAAAAACUCUGAAAAGAUAAGAAAAAAUAGUAAAAACAAACAUCCCGACAUGGCUAACGAUCAACCCAUUACAACAAAUAACGUUAAAGAGAGCUACAAGUCCGACAAGAGUAAGAAUACAGUAAAAGAUAGCAAACAACAAAAAACACAAAAAUUAGAUAACAAAGCUAGUUCGAAUAUAGUUACUCAGAGUACACAGGUAAAUAAAGCUUUGAAUAAGGAAAAAGAAACCGUCGAAGAUAAAUCAGAUUCAAAACAACAAAGAAAAUCAUCUGCUAAUGUUAUAAAAAAUAUUAAAGCUAAACAAAAGGAUGACUUUUUGAAGGGCAAAGAACAUAAAAGUAGCAAAGAUAGUGUGAUACAGAAAAUACAUACUAAAGGCAUGAAAAUAAAAGCGUCAGAGACAAUAUCGAAAAAAAGUAUUGGUAACAUAAACAAACAAAGCAUAAACAACCCAAAACUUGCGCUUGCUACAAAAACAAAUAAGGAGAAGUCGCAAGAUACUGCGUUACCAAAUUUGAUUAAGAAUUCCAAAGAUGUGUCUAAAAAACCUACAAUAGCAAAUUAUCUUAAAAAUUCAUUUUUACCAAAGGCUGCAAACAAACUCAAAAGUGCUUUACCAACAAAGAUACCAAGAAUUAGCCCUCGGAAGCUGUCGAGUAUAAAAUCAAAUAUACAGGAUAUCUCUAAAAGCUCCAAAACAUCUCAGAAGUCACUACAGAAGGCUACAAAUAUACCAAGAUUGUUGAAGAAGCAACAAAUUUUCAAGACUAAUAAAGUGUAAAUAGAAGUUUUCAAGAUCUACUAAUGCAGAUGUAGCAAGAAAGUUUAAAUGAUUUUAAAGUGUUGACAAUUUGUUUGAAGGACUCGUGUGUAUCAUAUUUAAAUGCAGUGCAUAUUUUCUGUAAUGUAUAAGCUAGACCUAUUAUGUGUCCAGUCUCAAGUAUAAUUAUGUGAAUGUUGUUGCAAUGUAAAAUAGUGUUAUUUGUUAUACAAUC